CGCGCAUCGCGCAGUGGUGUGCUCGCAGGUGUGUGUUGCUCUGCGGCCUCCAGCGCCGCUACAGCACCGGUUUCUCAUCCACAACUCCAGUCACCCGAGCUUGGAAUGUUCCCGGAACUUAAUAGCCUUCUGAACACCACCCCUGCCAGGGUGGAGCAGGGGAAAAUGACUCUACUUUGUGAUGCCAAGACAGAUGGCAGUUUCCUUGUCCACCAUUUUCUUUCCUUCUACCUCAAAGCUAACUGUAAAGUCUGCUUUGUGGCACUCGUCCAGUCUUUCAGUCACUACAAUAUUGUGGGACAGAAGCUGGGUGUCAGUCUGACCAUGGCACGGGAACGUGGGCAGCUUAUAUUCCUUGAGGGUCUCAAGUCUUCAGUGGACGUCUUCUUCCAGGAUCAGGAGGAGCCACAUCCCUUGCAGUUUCUCAGGGAGGCCAGUGCUGGGAAUUUGGAACCAUUGUAUCAGUUUGUGCGGGAGGCCCUGAAGCCCGUGGAUAAUGGGGAGACUACUUGGAAGUGUCCAGUGCUGCUGGUGGAUGACCUCAGUGUAUUGCUGAGUCUAGGCUUGGGGGCAGUGGCCGUGCUGGACUUCAUUCACUACUGCAGAGCCACCGUGUGCCAGGAGCUAAAGGGAAAUGUGGUGGCCCUGGUACAUGAUAGUGGAGAUGCUGAGGAUGAGGAGAACAACAUCCUGCUGUAUGGCCUCAGUCAUCAGAGCCACCUAAUCCUGAGGGCUGAGGGCCUGGCCACCGGUUUCUGCAAGGAUGUGCAUGGACAGCUGAGGAUCCUUUGGAGGAGACCAUCGAAGCCCACAGCCCGGCGAGAUCAGAGCCUCACCUAUCAGUAUAAGAUACUGGACAGGAGUGUGUCCUUUUUUGCCAGAGGAAUGUCUCCUGCUGUUCUGUGACCUGAUUUAGGGGCAACCGAGGCUCCUUUGGACUGUUUGGGAUGUGGAAGACAAAGGAGCCCCGCAGGAUGGGUCUUGUGCCUUUGUCAUAUUGUUUCAGACUGAGCUGGCAGCUCCCCUGACACUCGGGGAGGGGCUGUGAUGGCAUGUGUGCCUUUGCUAUCUGGGCCCUGUUCAGAAAACAUGGUGAGGAUCCACGACCCUGAGAGAGGCUGUAUGUUCAACCCCAAUAGAAGGCACUUUGGAGCUUUCCAUGUAAAUACACUAUAGCUCCACCUGCCCAUUUUGGGUUGUUAUGCCUUUUAGGGCAAGAGUGGAUACAGUGUGCCAGCAAGUGAUAUCCUGAAUGGCUGGUGUCCAGAGUGACAACUAGGACAACUGUGGCCGGAGUAAAGUGAGUUCCCAGGUUGGGCCUCCUGGGGGUUGUCUCUCUUAAGUUUUAUCUUCAUGUUGCAAAGACACCAGCAAGGAAGCAGGCUUAGCGCCUAUAGAUAUUGGGGCCUAACUCCAAAGUUCACACUCCCUGACAGUCAAGGAGCCCAGGGGCAGGCCCUACACCCAACAGUGUAAACCUUCUGCUUCUCCUGUUUUUUUGGUGCUUGGCGCAUAUGCUGGAGUCCUUGACAUCAGGGGUCCUGUGUAGUGCACAGGUGGGUAUAACCUUGGUAUAAGAGGUAAGGAAAGUUCUUGAUACCAGGCAGGAUGGGGCCUUGGUGAGGAGCUGGUUCAGAUCUCACUUUUGAAGACUGCAGCAGGUGAGCUCUUGCCCCAGCAUCCUGUAAAUGACAACUGGUCCCACUCAGCCCCCUUAGUUAGGGUUACCCCAGAAGGGAUACCAGGAGUAUUCUCUUAAAAUGGGUGCAUUGUUUUGUAUGUGAAUAAUACCGCAAGGAAUUUUAUCUUAAAAAUAAAUGAAAACCUAUUUUGCAGUAUACUAAGGAAUUUUCAUAUCUGUGUUUAAUUUCUCUAAAUUGUUUAGUCUUUGUGAAGGGGAAAAAUUUAUCACUUUUGCUCCCAAAUCAAACUGACUGUUGUGUUGGUUUUCCUUCUGAAAUAAUAGAUUCCUUUAUUUUCAAAAUAUUACAGACCUGUUAGAAUAUUGGAAUAUUAUGUUAACAAGUCUAUUGAUUUUAUCAUUAUUAUUAAUACAUCAGGUUUUUUGUUUUGUUAUUAGCAAUUAAACUCAGUGUGCUCUGUCACUGAGCUACAUCCUCAGACCUUAACCUUAAUAUUUUAAAUUUUAAGGUAGGGUCUUGCUGAGUUUCUGAGGCUGGCCUCAAACUUGUGAUCUUCCUGCCUUCGCCUCCUGCGUCACUGGGAUUACAGGCAUGAGCCACUAUGCUUACUUCAGUAUUUAUACAAGCUUUAUUUGAACUACUGUUCUGGACAGGCAGGGCACUGUUUUUUACAUGAAUUGUUGCUAUCAUGUUUCUUCAUUUAAUUUGUAAAUGUUUCCAUUAAUUUUUUGUUUAAUGACUGUUCAGCAUUUUAUGGUAUCAUUAUAUUGUAAUUUACUUAUCUAUUCUCUCUGCAUGUAGGGCCCAGUUUUGACAGUUAUUCAUUAUGGUAUUAAAAAUUUUAUGUAUUGGGCCAGGCAGGGUGAUGCACACCUGUAAUCCCAGCUGCUCAGGAGGCUGAGGAAGAAUGCAGUUUCAAGGCAAUUUGACUAGACUGUCUCAAACUAAAAAGCAAAACAAAACUAGGAUAUCAAAAAAUGACACAGCUCAGUGAUAAAGUACCCCUGGGUUCAAUCCCCAAUACUGGGAGGAAAAAAAAGAAAUUUUAGUCUAAUCCCUGAAGUGGCUCUUAUGCAUUACCGGGUUGUUCUUCAAAAUGGUGGAGCUGGCAGCUAGGAUUAUACAUCAGUGGCAAAGAGCUUGCUCAGCAUGCACAAAGUACUAUCAAAACAAAACAAAAAAACAAGGAAACCACAGUGAUGGAGCCAGUUAACAGUAAUACACAGAUUUUUCUCCAUCACCUUUGGGUUUGACUUUUUUUUUUGUUAAUUUAAUAGCAAUGCAAAGUUGUGUAAAAUGAACAUUUCUUUAAUGUCUAGGAUAUGCUUUUUUCUGUAUAUUCACAUGUACAGAAUAUGUUCCUCUGUUGCUCAUUAUCAAUUCAAACAUGGUAUGAAUCUGAGUUUAUUCUUUAUAAUAUUUUAGAGAGUAAUAUUUUAUCAUUGUCUUUUUUAUAGAUAUUUCUCUACAUUUUUUAAAAUACUUGUAUUUAAAAAUGUUUGUUUUAUAUUCAGAUGUUUAUUCAGAACAUCUCUUUUACAUAAGAAGGAAUGUUUUUUGUAAAGAUAAAAAUAUUCCUAGGGGCUGGGGUUGUAGCUCAGUGGUAGAGCGCUUGCCUAGCAUGUUUGAGGCACCAGGUUGGACCCUCAGCACCAC
Messenger RNA from Sciurus carolinensis (gray squirrel), 3299 nucleotides. It is a transcript of the gene Elp6, whose product is annotated as elongator acetyltransferase complex subunit 6. Gene Ontology annotation, biological process: tRNA wobble uridine modification. Gene Ontology annotation, cellular component: elongator holoenzyme complex. The coding region runs from base 106 to 906 and encodes 266 amino acids. The record is from RefSeq and is a predicted model, not a curated record. The transcript is spliced from 7 exons. NCBI's taxonomy places the organism in Eukaryota, Metazoa, Chordata, Mammalia, Rodentia, Sciuridae.